GUAUCUCCAUUCCUCCUGCUGGAGAGAGGUGAAACUAUACAUGGGCACUUCAUUCGGCGACGCGGUUUUCUUUCGCUGCCUGGCGAGAUGAUGAGCUUUAUUUAAGAAUAUAGAUGUAAAAAUCCAGCUCUUCAGUUUUUCCUCCCCUCCUGUACGACGAAGACGGGAGCGUAAAGGAGCCAGGGGAAGAAAAGAGAAAGGAAUUUAUCUCCGCAGCACUUUGGAUCGCGUGUCUUUCCAGCAAAAGGUUUUUUUUUUUACUCGUUCCUGCGUCCAUGUGAAUCGCUCCUGCCUUUUUCUUUUGUGGCUAUUUUACAUCAAACUGCAAUUUGCUCCGUCUGGACUCGGGUUUUCCUACAAGAUUAGGGAUUCCUGAAUGGCUGACUGCAAUUUACCUUGGAACUGGCCUCCCGAUACUUGCAUAUCCUGAUCGGGUGCCUAUUCAAUCGCCCUCCUGUAUUUUGAAUGUAUUGAUCGCGCUGUUCUCCCCUUCUUACCCCAUAUGAGAUUGCGUGCUCCGAUUUGACUUUGCACUGCCCCGUCUUUUGAGAUCUCCUUUUUUCCCUCCUCUACGCUUCAUAAACACCGGCGAUCAUUUCGCUCUAUAGCACUUUCCGGGGCCGAGAUAUGGCAAUGGUAGUUAGCGUCUGGCGAGAUCCGCAGGAAGACGUGGCCGGAGGACCUCCGAGCGGCCCCAAUCCAGCAGCGCAGCCGGCAAGGGAGCAGCAGCAGGCGGCGUCGGCGGCGCCGCACACUCCGCAGACCCCCAGCCAGCCGGGACCCCCGUCCACACCGGGGACCGCCGGGGACAAGGGGAGUCAAAAUUCUGGACAGAGUCAACAGCAUAUUGAAUGUGUUGUUUGCGGAGACAAAUCGAGCGGCAAACACUAUGGCCAGUUCACCUGCGAGGGAUGCAAAAGUUUCUUCAAGAGGAGUGUACGGAGGAACUUAACAUACUCAUGUCGUGCCAAUAGGAACUGUCCCAUUGACCAGCACCACCGAAAUCAGUGCCAAUACUGCCGGCUGAAGAAGUGUUUAAAAGUGGGAAUGCGGCGGGAAGGUGAAUAUAUAUUUUAAAGCCCACUCAUGAUCACUCAUCUUAGCAGCAGACACACAGGGCUGCCAUGUUGCAUUAAGGUCACCGUCUAUACGGCUGGGCAUACUGCAGCCUCCAUCCAUGUUUUUUAGGGAUGUUUGCAUGAAUGAUUGGACUGUGUUCCUGUGUGGGAGAGGGCUAAAAGGCCAGUGCAGCCAAAAGCAGCUCUGCUUUGGAGUGCAAUGCUCGCCCUGAACAAAGCGGCUCGUCCAGAUCAGACCUUUUAUAUUUUGUUUAUUUUCUCGCUCACUAAAUUCUACAAUAAUCCACUAAAAGCAAAAGGCGAAAGAGACGCUUUUUACGCGUACGUUUGAAGGCAGAAGAGAGGUGUGUUUGAGAGUGUGUGUGUGUGUGUGUGUACCUUGAUGUCUGUCUGUCUGUGUGUUUGUGUAGUGUGUGUGAGUGUGUGUGCAAAGCUAAUGGUCUCUUCCAUAAGUACAUGCUGCUUACUAAUUUAUAAUAAUACAGCAGGGUUUGUAAACAGUGUGUGUUCAUUUUUCAUUCACACACUUACAGACCCACGUCUCUCUCUCUGGCUCCUCGUGCUGACUAGACAGCUCACACACUCUGAAUAAUGCCGCUCAAGUUGUUGAGGGCUCAUUGUUUUGCCUGCUGCAUUACAGGCCGUAUAACUUUACCCUCUGUGUGUGUUAACCUUUGGGUUUAAUUCCAAUUCAUGCAAACAUCCCCAAUUUUAAAUAUGGUGCACGCCAUAAGCACAUGGAUGGUGUUAACUGGGUUACAUGAAUAUUUUAUUUUUAAUACUAAACAAUAGCAGAAUCUCUUUUAUUCCCAGCUGACCUUUUGAUGUGCGUAAAAAGUGUAACCGUGGUAGCUUUUAUCUAUAUUUAUCAGUAUUAUUAAUAAUUUGUUCAGCCUCGUUUGGGAUUUUUUUCAUAUAGAUAGCAAGACACUAAAAUAGAAUUAUAAAGUAAUUGGAGGGGGCGACGUGCAACGUGCAGUUACGCUUUGAAAUAGUCCAAAUGAGACAUUUAUUCAGAAAAUAUUUGUAAAACAGGAGAUAUGUGUGUUUUUGCUGCAUGAAAGUGCACAUUCACACACACCUCAUGUGGCGUACAUCUCCAAAUACAAAUGUAAACAGUAUGGAGGUUAGAGACUGGGCACAUCUGUUUUGAUGAGAUGUUUAGGCUGUCGAUAACCUAAAUAAGUCAUCUCUGCGAUAUUACAGCCCAACAAACAGCCCACUCCAGUCAAUAUGUUUGGAAAGGCGUGCUGAAUUCAGAUUUCAGUGCUUGCCGUCUCCCUGAGAAGAAACACACUAGCUGUAGCCUGCUUUACGCUUGUAAUACUCAUGAACAAUGUUUGUCAGUCCUGGAUGCACAUUUCCUCUUUUUCUCUUUCUUUUUGUCAGCGGUUCAGCGAGGACGAAUGCCUCCAACCCAGCCCAACCCAGGCCAGUACGCGCUGACGAACGGGGACCCUCUGAACGGCCACUGCUAUCUGUCCGGAUACAUCUCGUUACUGCUGCGGGCCGAGCCUUACCCGACGUCCCGGUACGGCAGCCAGUGCAUGCAGCCCAACAAUAUCAUGGGCAUCGAGAACAUCUGCGAGCUGGCAGCUCGGUUGCUCUUCAGCGCCGUGGAGUGGGCGAGAAACAUCCCUUUCUUUCCCGACCUGCAGAUCACCGACCAGGUGUCCCUGCUCAGGCUGACGUGGAGCGAGUUGUUUGUGCUUAACGCGGCCCAGUGCUCCAUGCCUCUGCAUGUGGCCCCUCUGCUCGCCGCGGCGGGCCUCCACGCCUCCCCGAUGUCUGCGGACCGGGUCGUGGCUUUCAUGGAUCACAUCCGGAUCUUCCAGGAGCAAGUGGAGAAGCUUAAGACCCUGCACGUAGACUCGGCAGAGUACAGCUGCCUGAAGGCCAUCGUGCUUUUCACAUCAGGUGGGUGUCACACGUAGGAACAUGGUACCAGAUGAGGCCUACAUGCACUCUUGUAACAGAGAGAGAGGAAAAGGCUGACAAGCUUAGGCUGGUCACCAAUCUGACUUUACGAGAUGUCUGUGUUGCCGGUGGAUCAGCAAUUUAGUCAACAGCUUGCUUCAUAUCUACUUACAUGCAUUCCCAUGUCAGUUGUAGCCGCAGCAGAAGACGUGUAAACAAACCCAGAUUGAGUGAGCGCAUCAAGUUUUUCUAUUGCAGCACUCAGACUAAUGUUUGUAAAAUUUGGAGAUAGUUAAAAAAAAUCGCACAUAUGUGAAUAUUUCAUAAUUGUCGAGUUAAAACUUUUUUUGAGCACGUCUGAACUGAGAGUUUGUAGCUCCGCGUCUAUAAAUUUUGGAACAGGUGUCAAAUAAUUGAGCGUAAAGAUGAAAUAGAGUAUCAGUGGGUGAUAUAUGACAGCUGAUGCUUUUAUGGGUGUUGCUGCAUGCUUUUAUCCUUGUUUUGCGUGCACAAACACAUGUCUUGGGGGGGUUAGGAAAUAAUCCUUAGCAGACUGAGAUCAAAAAAGCUGAUGAAAGUUGACUCAUGUGUCAGUGCAUCGCUUCUGUAGGACGCAGAGAGGCACUGCUGUAUAGACUGUGUGUAGAUUCCUCUCAGCUGACCUAUUAAUUUUCUAACUUUACUGAUGGCCGUCUCGCGCUUUGAAGAGUCAGCAGCAGUUUAUAAAAGUAACCCCUCAUUGUUGAUAGCUUAAUUGAUGGCUGACCGGGGGCAGGGUCCUGGUAGGUCCUCAUUUGCUCUUCGUGCGUAAGUUUCGGUGUUGUGUUUGAGUUUGCUCUGUACGCUUAUUGGUGCCAUCAGGCCCUAUUUUUUUGUCAGGAAAGAGAAAGUCUGAAGUCACCCACAGGCCCUAAACUAGUUCUAAACUUGACUCAAAGUUUUUACCUCGCUGUGUUAGAUUUGAGCCAUGACAAAAUUCUGUAAAAAGCGCGUUUAUUUCUUACAAUUGAAGACGUUCGUGAUAAAAUUUUUGAUUUUUUUGUAGUUUUUUCAGAUUUUGAUUUCUAUUGCAAUUACUCCAAUCUUAAAUACCCAUUGUAAGCGUCAUAAUUUAAUUUUAGCGUCUAUGUAAAUAUCAUUUUUAUUAUUUAUUUCAUUUGUAGGUUAUGUUCAAUUGUUUACAAAAACCAACUUUAACACUUUUAAAUUAUAUAAUUAUUGUACCAUAUUAGAAAAUUGCUAAUAAACUCUCCAACACUAUAUUUAGAUAUAACUCCCUCUGAAUAUUAUCAGAAUCUGUUUAAUCUCAACUCUAACUUUUCGAGUGCUCUCCAAACAUUGUAAAUAGGAAGUCAGAGAUUAUAUUCCAGCCUACAAAACCACUCUCAACAUUCAAUUUUCCUCUGUUGGCGGAUACGACAUCACCACAUAGGUUUCCCUUUAGUUCAAGCACUUUCUAUUUUUUUUAUAUUUUUAGUUUCAGCAGCCAUAAUAACUACUUUUUAGCUUUGAGGUUUGGCAACUAUAUUAAUUUGACACGCCAAAUUUUGGAGGCACCCUGAGAGGUAAAUAUACGUUUUAGCAUAGAUAAAUAUGAUUCUAGCUUUAGUUUCCGUUCCAAAGUAAUGUGACAUCCUGGUGGAUUAUUUUACCGUGAGAAAUGUCAUAUUUGCCUUUAUUUUCCCUCCUCCACGACGAUCUCAGAUUUACCCACAGAAACUUCCUCCACUCUCCAGCAUCCAGCACGUCUCGAACUUCCAUUUCAGUCAGGUUGAUCGAGGCUGAAGCUGGUGUGAGCUUUAACAAGUCAUGUGGCACUUUGCCAGGAGCAGUGCGGAUUGUUUGCCUUCAAUAACAGCACACUUUGUCAGUAUUUGAUGCAUAAAUAAUGGCGGCCAUGGCUAAACUAUUUCACCACAGUUCAGGAUCAUUCAUACAUUCACUUAUUCUCCACAUACGCACAGUGCAGUGUGUGCUUUCAGUCACCCACCACAGAAAUAGCCGAAUCUGGAAGCUAUCUGCUCCCAUGUCUCAGUGUAUAGAAGUGGAGGGGUGCAGGGCUUGCAGGCAGGCCUAAUGGAGAACUAUGGGAUGUCUUUGACCAGCUUUCUCUUUGCGCAUACACCCAACUGCAGUCUAGUCCCCUCUCACACAAAACUCUCACGCCGCUGCAAUGCAACACCUCUGCGUUCACUAUUUUCAUAUAUGUGUUUUUAUUCCACUGAAAACAUUCAAAUGUAAUUUAGAGCUCAGUCUUAUUGAUUCUUGUAGGUUUUAAAAAGGAGACACUCAGCGUUAAUCCAAAGACAUUUGCAUACAUGGGGCCCUGACCGACCGGACUGAGGUCACAGUAAAUCACCCCGAGAUCUCCGAGUUGCCCCCGGGUUCAUAAGGUUAUUGUGUCUGGCCUUAGUGAGUUAUAGCGCAGAGAAAUCACGACUGGGCUUAAAAGCCUCUGUCCGUCGUUUAAUGUAUUAGUGCUUGAAAGCUAAAGCUGUCUUUCUUGUUGUGUAGUUUCUACAAAAGCAGAACACAGUCUUUUCAGGACUCCAUGUGGAACCAUAUACGCCGGCGGUUAUGCAGCCUGCGUUUACAGCAGUUUAUAAGAGUGGGACACGCAUGCUUGGGUUGUGUGAAGAAGAAGAAAAAAAAAAUAACACUCCUCUUCUCUAACAAGCUUUAUACGCUUUUGUCUAUACUGAAGCGAGGCUGCAGGAGGCUGCAGGAGCCACCAGUGAGCAGCAAAAAGCACGUCUCGCCUGCGUUGCUGCACAGGCUCAUAUUCUGACAUUUUAUGUCGCUUCUGCGUGACUAUUGACUUCACCUCGUCUAAUAAAUGUGAUUGCUUCCAGCGGCCUGUCCUAUAGGCUCCAUGGAAAACAGGCCAAGAGUGGUCUAUGGAGAGCAGAACGGCGAAAUGACUUAACAGCUUACUGCGGAGUAAUUAGGUCACAUUACAUCCAGUGUAAUUUCAGAUUCAUCAGUGUCGUUUAUGUUGCCUUACACUUGAAGCCCCAGAGUCCAGACACGGAGAGCAGCCACCUUUAGGCCUAUAACCCGCUAUAACCCACUGUAACCCACUAUCACCCACCUUUCGCCCUUUGCUCCAGUGCCCCAUCAGACCUUACUGCACGCGCUCACAGUGCUGUUUUCGUGACAUUUGGCUCCCUAUUCUUCUUGAUUGACGGAAAUACAGGCAAGAGAUAUACCCUCCACCUUCCCCAGCAGAGAAGCCCCCCACCACCACCCACCCACCCAUCCCUGUUUAUUCUGUAUGACAGUCCCACUCGCUCAGUGUGAUGUAGCAUGUUUGGCCAGUAUGUUUGUUCAUUCCUCUUUGUCAAUAACACGUAAAGGCUGAUGUUGAGUGAUAACCAGCGUGCUUUUGCAAGGUGUGCACCAAAGCGUAAUCCAAUGACCAGUUAGAAAAACAGCGAAUAACACACAAGUCUUUUCAUUUAAAACAAUAAAAAACUAAAUAUGUAUUUAAAAUCAUUGUCUCUAAGGUGUGUAUGCCUCUUUGCGAACUUGGUGACCCCUUGACUCCUUUGAUUUAUUUUAAUAAUACUGUAUUUAAUUCUGUAUUUCCAGCCAACACUUAUUCUAUUACUUGUUUCUCUGAGUGUUAACAGUAAAAUAAUAUCACAUCCAGACAAUGUUCCACUGCAGCUCAUACCUUGGGGUUUUCAGGGACGUGGCGAGCCUAACCACAGUGUGUUUUUUGGUGUGUGUUUCUCAGACGCUUGCGGCCUGUCGGACGCUGCUCACAUCGAGAGCCUACAAGAGAAGUCCCAGUGCGCCCUGGAGGAGUACGUGAGGAGCCAGUACCCGAACCAGCCCAGCCGCUUUGGGAAGCUCCUUCUGCGGCUGCCCUCACUGCGCACCGUCUCCUCGUCGGUAAUCGAGCAGCUGUUCUUCGUCCGCUUGGUAGGUAAAACUCCUAUUGAAACCCUCAUCAGGGAUAUGCUAUUAUCCGGGAGCAGCUUCAACUGGCCUUACAUGUCCAUCCAAUGAUCCUUAUAAAGAAAGUGGAAAAAAGAGAGGAAAAAGGACCAAAAUUCAGCAGCCCUCACCCCGUCCUCCUUCAAGAAGACUAUAUAUAGGACCUUUUCUGACAAACUUGGAAGACAUUACUUUUUUUCUGUCUUCUGGGACUGAUAUGGAAUACAUUAUGUACAGAAAAAUAUUGGAACUGGACUUUACACCUGUGUAAAUCCACCCUCAUCUUCAAGAACAAUACUCUUCAUUUUGUAAAAUACUAGUCUUUAUUUUCCUUUUUUUGUAAAAAAUACAAAUAAAAUGAAAAACAUCAUAUGCGCAGUAAGAAAAAAAGAAUCAAGACUUAGCGGGAAAAUAAUGUUUCCAAGCAAUUAUAAGAAUUGUCCUGUGUCUAUGUACCUCUCUGUUUUGUAUUUUUUCUGGUUCUAAACCAGGGUUUCUGUGAUUCUAUACUAAUAAUUUUUUGAUAUAACCUUUUGCUUCUUAUAAUGAGUGCGAUAUAUGUUGUCGAAGCUAUGUUCUCCAAGAAUUAAAAUUGAAGUGAGAAUUUAAAAACAGAAAAAUAAAGAAAUUUAGACAAAUAAGAAACAGUCUAAUCGCUAUGACAAUAUCACCACUGAUGGUUGAACUUUUUUUUCCCAAUUGAAACAAUGGACCUGCAACAGCAGCAAACUGACCUCCAGGACAUUUUUAACUGA
Xyrichtys novacula (pearly razorfish) is the source of this 7693-nucleotide messenger RNA. The record is from the annotation of a GenBank genome assembly. Lineage: Eukaryota; Metazoa; Chordata; Actinopteri; Labriformes; Labridae.